AUGCCGCAGCGGUACGUGGUGGUGCUGCUGACGGCAGCAUGCACCACGGUGUGCUAUAUCGAACGAGUGGGGUUCAGCGUGGCGUACUCGUUAGUAGCUAAUCGAAACCACGUGGAUCAGGCCACUAAGGGAUGGGUGCUCUCCGCGUUUUACUACGGAUACGCCCUUUCUCAGGUGCCUGGCAGUUCUGCAGCACAGCGCUAUGGCGGCCGGCGGGUGAUCACAGUGGCCUUCCUCGCCUGGACUGCCCUUUCCCUCCUAACUCCCUCCAACCCCACCUCCUCCUCCCUCACUUCCCCCUCCCUCCUCGCGCUGCUCCUCAUCCGCUUUCUAGUCGGCGCCACGCAGGGUUUCAUCUUCCCCUCCAUCCACACAGUGCUCGCCCUCUGCAUCCCACCCCAUGAAAAAUCCCGCGCCGUCAGCCUCACAAUGUCCGGUAUGUAUCUCGGGGCCGGCGCCGCCAUGUCUCUCAUGCCGGCUGUAGCGGCAGGGGAGGCGCCCUGGGGCGGCCCGGCAGCGGUGUUUCGGUGGUCAGCUGGGCUGGGGCUGCUGUGGGUGGGGCUGUGGGUGCGGCUGUUUUCAAAGGAUCCGCCAGGAGGAGGGAUGGGAAGAGGGAGCGGUGGUGGUGGUGGCGGUAGCAGUGGCGGUGAUGGGAAACCGCUGUCUCCCCGCUUACCUGGUAGUAAGCAGGAUCUUUUACAGGAGGAUAAUGUGAAAGACGGUGCGGUUGGGAGUGGUGGAAGCAGCAGCAGCUCCAGCAGCAAUAAGGGUAUUCCCUGGGGGGCCAUGAUGAGCAGCUGGGCCAUCUGGGCUAUAGUUAUCAAUAACUACACCUUUCAUUACGCACUUUAUGUGCUUAUGAACUGGCUUCCGUCCUACUUUGAGCAAGCGCUUCACACGUCACUUCAAAGCAUCGGCAUUGGCAAAUCCCUCCCAUAUUACAUUAUGAUGAUAUUUUCCAACGUUGGCGGCGUGGCUGCUGAUUUCCUCAUCACGUCGCAAUACCUGUCGAUCGCAGCUACCCGGAAGGUUCUAAAUACGGUUGGGUUCCUGAUCGGGGCUCUGGCUCUAUGCUUGAUGCCGGUUCUUUCGUCGGUUGCGGGAGCUAUAUUGUGCUCAACCAUUACGCUGGGUGCUUGUGCAUUUGCACGAGCAGGCUUCUCAGUAAACCACAUGGAUAUUGCACCACGGUAUGCGGGACCCGUUAUGGGCAUCUCCAACACUGCUGGGACAUUGGCGGGUAUUGUGGGGGUGGCAGCGACAGGGUUAAUUCUCCAAGCAUGGGCUUCGGAUAUUGAAUUUGGAUGGUGGCUAGCGUUUGUUACGCCAGCUGGACUUUGUGUGCUAAGUGCUGCAAUCUUCUGUGCAUUUGCUACAGGGGAGAGGUUGUUUGAUUAA
Closterium sp. Yama58-4 is the source of this 1398-nucleotide messenger RNA. The record is from the annotation of a GenBank genome assembly. NCBI's taxonomy places the organism in Eukaryota, Viridiplantae, Streptophyta, Zygnematophyceae, Desmidiales, Closteriaceae.